UCGGCCAAUCUAUCCCUCCUCUCUCUCUCUCUCUCUCUCUCUCUCUCUCUCUCUCUCCAACCAGAGGCCAGCCAAGAGUUGAUACUUGCGGAAGCUUGUAUAGUCGCGUACUCGUAUAAUAUUGGAAAGCAUAACAAUCGCCAACAGCCUGUUUCGAUCAAGUCCGAUUGAGAUUGACCCACAUCUCUCUCACUCUCUUUGAUCGAGUCUGUAACAGACAGUGGAUCGGUUUAAUGGCGUCCCAACAUCCAUCCGAACUUGAAUCCGUUACGGCAGACUCUGUCACGUCUUCCCCGCGGUCGGACCACUUACCACAUCCGCCGCACAGAUUGUAUGAAGAUCUCUUGCCCCGUGUCCGAUUCAUGUGCAGUUUUGGAGGCCGGAUCCUCCCUAGGCCACACGAUAACCAGCUCCGGUACGUAGGAGGAGAGACGCGUAUCGUCGCCAUCAAUCGUAACACCACCUUUGCAGUCCUUCUCGCCAAACUAUCAAAGCUUUCUGGAGCCACGGACAUCACCGUCAAGUAUCAACUCCCCAACGAAGACCUCGAUGCCUUGAUCUCCGUCACCGCAGAUGAAGACGUCGAGAACAUGAUGGAGGAGUACGACCGCUUAUUACAUGGUGUCAACUCCAAAACGGCCCGGCUCCGACUCUUCCUUUUCCCUAUCAACGGCUCCAACGCUAGCAGCCUGGGCUCACUCCUCGACGGUUCAUCCAAGCGCGCAAACUGGUUCCUCGACGCCCUCAAUGGUGGCGAUGGGUCGGCUUCUUUAGAGCGUGGCCGGUCCGAAGCCUCCUCUAUCCUCUCUGAAGUCCCUGACUAUCUCUUUGGCCUUGAUAAUUCGGAUGACACUCGCGAGCCCAAACCAAAAACCCGCUCCUCUGUGGCCGAAAACAUCUCGGUUUUCGACCCCGGUUCACCGGCUCCGGCUACUUCAUCCCCGUUCUGCUCUACCUCAUCGGCGCCUUGCUUGCCUCCAAUCCCGGAUCUCCCACCCGUUAAAACAAAGCCAGAGAAUCCAAUUCAUGCCCCUGAUUCAAGAGAAAAUCCGCUACAGGGUUUGAAGGAGACAAGAGAUGUAUCAAUUUCUCAACAAGCCGGAGGAUACCAGGGUAGUCCUGCAUGCCAGUAUCCACCGGACUCUCACUUCCAUGGUCCCACUGUAAAACCAGUUCCGGUUUACUAUGUUCCGGGUCCAGUACCCGCGGGGAACGUUCCGGUGCAACACGUCCAGAUACCGGGUCACUACGUGCAGCAAAUCCCGAUGCCUCCGGGUCAAGUUCCAGUCGGGUUCCGGCAACCAGUUGCCGGCGUAGGUCAGGUAUACGGCGGGGGCAUGAAACCGGUUUCAGCGGUUGAAGCAUAUCCAUAUGAAUACCCGCCAGGAGUGAUUCCUGACGGGGUAGGUGUAGGUCAGCAUGUAUACUACGCGGUUAGAAAUCCGGGUGCCAUACCGGCUUACCCUGCUGCAGUUCUCCCGACUGGGGUUGAGUUGCACCCAGCUAGUACAGAGACGAAGAUUCGGGUUUCUCAGUCGCUCUCAAAGACAUGAUAUGGGUAUAGCCGUAUAGGCUGUUAUAUGUAUCAUAACUAUCGUCUGGCAAGAUAUCAGUAAGUACUGUUUCUGCCGUUUUGUUUGUUGAUCAAGAUAAUUGAGUUGUAUAUAGUUUUCUUUUACUUUCCAAUUCUGGAUUGUACAUAGUUCUGUCAUAUGUAUGCUUGAUAAUUUGUAAAGAAAAUUUUCUUUUAAAAAACA
Nelumbo nucifera (sacred lotus) is the source of this 1757-nucleotide messenger RNA. RefSeq lists its product as uncharacterized. Gene Ontology annotation, molecular function: protein binding. Lineage: Eukaryota; Viridiplantae; Streptophyta; Magnoliopsida; Proteales; Nelumbonaceae. The record is from RefSeq and is a predicted model, not a curated record.